GAAUUUAUUCACUUCUGCCGCUUUGACGCUUCUCUCCGCUGCAAACAAAAAGAAGCCCGACGGCCGAGCUGCACGAGCGGCUUCAUCCCGACCGACCACCGACCGAGUCCCCGCGGGUCGCUCGACUCUUCGUGACGGAACCCGGACAGUCGCGUCCCCCGCUGCCCCGCGAUGGCGUCUGCUGCUCGCUCCGCCGGAGGCUUGUCGCGGUGAAGAGAAGAAGAUAAGGUUGAUCCGUCGCCUCGCCAGAUGUGGCCGCCGCCUCUGCUGAGACUCCUGUUCAUGAACGGCGAGGAUGCGUUGAUCGAGCGGCCGCGGCUCGGCCUGGAGGGAUGACAGGACUUCAGCAGACAUGGAGACAGGAGAGACACGCAGUCAGAUGGAAACGCCACAUUUACCAAGUCUAGAUUCUCCACAUUAAGAUCCCCUCAGGUUAAAGAGUAAAACCCUAUUUUUAUAUACAUAUAUGUAUUUUAUCCAGAGCAGUUUUUGUUAGUUUUUUGCGAAGCCAUACAUACGCAGGCGUCAGGAUGAGCUCGGAGGGUUUUCAGUACCGAGCGCUGUACGACUACAAGAAGGAGAGGGAGGAGGACAUCGACCUGCACGUCGGGGACGUGCUGCUGGUCAGCAGGGGGGCGCUGCUCGCGCUCGGCUGUGGCAACGGAGCCGAGGAGCGACCGUCGGAGAUCGGAUGGCUGCCGGGCUUCAACGAGACCACGCAGGAGAAAGGUGAUUUCCCGGGAACAUACGUGGAGUUUGUUGGUAGAAAGCGGAUGUCCCCGCCCACUCCGAAGCCCCGCCCACCCAGACCACCGUCUGCGGCGUCGGCAAGGACCGACUCAGAGUCCGAGGGCUUUAUGUUGCCGGACCUGCCGGAGCAGUUCGGACCCCCAGACUCGGCCCCGCCCCUCCUCAGCAGACUGAUGGAGGCUGUAGAGACCAAAGGUCUGGACAGUCCCGGUGUGUAUCGCAGUGUGAGCGGCGGAGGUGUGGACUCCCGGCAGCUGGCCGACACCGACCUGGAGCAGCUGGAGGUGUCGUCCCUGUGUGACGGGGUGGUCCGGUUCCUGCUGGACCUCCCCGGUCCCGUCCUCCCCUCCUCCCUGCAGGCUGACAUGAUCCACGCAGUGCAAGAGGUGCGAGAGCUGGAGGACUGCGCCCAGGUGCUGCGCGGCGUGGUGAGCUCGCAGGCCUGCCCGGCCCAGUAUGGCCUGACCCUGCUCAGCGUGGUCCGACACCUCGCCCGCCUCUGUCUGCACAGCGCUUGGAACCAGCUGAGCCCCCGACAGCUGGCCGAGAGCUUCAGCCCCCUGCUGUUCAGACAGACUGCAGGGUCCGAGUCCGGGUCAGAUUCUCUGGUUCAGGCCCUGGAGGUUCUGAUAACCAGCGAGCUCAACAUGAACCAGGCUGCACCAGCUUUACCUCCUAAACCGGCGAAGCCUUCUCCUCCGGCAGCUUCCAGCAGCUUCAACAACAGCAUGGCCCUGCAGGACGCCGAGUGGUACUGGGGAGACAUUUCCAGGGAGGAGGUGAACGAGAAGCUGCGAGACACGGCCGACGGUACGUUUCUGGUGCGAGACGCCUCCACGAAGAUGCACGGAGACUAUACUCUGACUCUGAGGAAAGGAGGCAACAACAAGCUGAUAAAGAUUUUCCAUCGCGAGGGGAAGUACGGCUUCUCCGACCCGCUGACCUUCAGCUCGGUGGUGGAGCUGAUCAAUCACUACCGCCACGAGUCCCUGGCCCAGUACAACCCCAAGCUGGACGUCAAGCUGCUCUACCCGGUCUCCAAACACCAACAGGACCAGGUGGUGAAGGAGGACAGUAUUGAGGCCGUGGGCAAGAAGCUCCACGAGUAUCACCUGCAGUACCAGGAGAAGAACCGAGAGUACGACCGGCUGUACGAAGAGUACACCAGAACCUCACAGGAGAUCCAGAUGAAGCGGACGGCCAUCGAGGCUUUCAACGAGACCAUCAAGAUCUUCGAGGAGCAGUGUCUGACUCAGGAGCGCUUCAGCAAAGAGUACAUCGAGAAGUUUCGCAAAGAGGGCAAUGAGAAGGAGAUCCAGAGGAUCAUGGAGAACUACGACAAGCUCAAGUCUCGGAUCAGCGAGAUUGUGGACAGUAAGCGCCACCUGGAGGUGGACCUGAAGAAACAGGCGGCCGACUACAGGGAGAUCGACAAGAAGAUGAACAGCAUCAAACCGGACCUGAUCCAGCUCCGCAAGACCAGGGACCAGUACCUCAUGUGGCUCACCCAGAAGGGAGUUCGUCAGAGGAAACUCAACGAGUGGCUCGGCCUGAAAAACGAAACAACGGAGGACGAGUACAGCAUGGUGGAGGACGAGGAGGACCUGCCGCACCACGACGAGCGACUGUGGCGUCUGGGAAACAUCAACCGCCUCCAGGCCGAGUCUCUGCUGCGGGGGAAGCGCGACGGCAGCUUCCUGGUGCGCGACAGCAGCAAGCCGGGCUGCUACGCCUGCUCCGUGGUCGUGGACGGAGAGGUGAAACACUGCGUCAUCAACAAGACGAGCACCGGCUUCGGUUUCGCCGAACCCUACAACCUGUACGGCUCGCUGAAGGAGUUGGUGCUGCACUACCAGCACACGUCGCUGGUCCAACACAACGACUCGCUCAACGUCACGCUGGCCUUCCCCGUCUACAGCCAGCAGAGGCGGUGACGCCGCUGCCCCGCGGCCCGUCGUCGACCAGCAGCCGGACCAGCGCCCACCCGCCCUGACUAGUCUCGCCUCGCACCAACGUGUCACUGACCGCACGCCGAAACACGACUAUCUGACUUCACUUAACGAGGAGUGGACGGGACUCGUCACGGUCUAAAAAGAGAUUUAAAUUUCAAACUCAUUGUUAAAACGCUGACACUUAAAGGAAAAUCAAAUCCAAUCACAACCUUUGUAACGGACAAUCAGCGUACUGAGUUCUAAGAGUUGUCGUUUAACGUUAAAGCCCCAGUGUGUCAUUUUUGUAAUUUCCUGGCGCCAUCUGGUGGUAAAGUUGCUAAACCGCAACCAACCAGGUGACCGACAGGGGACACUUUAUGGUGACGCACCGCUGAUUCCAGUCCCGUCAGCAUCUUUAAAAUUGAACGUGAACGGGACGUAUUUUGGACCUUUUAGUUCAACAACCGUAUUCAACAGGACGUAGAAACAUGGAGACUCACACGGAGGUCGGUCCACCUCAUGGAACUAUAUUUAACUCAUAUAUGAACAGAGUUAUGGACAAUAUAUUCAAUUUCUGCUAAUGAGUUCUACUAAAUAUUACACACUGUAGCUUUUAAAAAAAUUGGACCAGUAGAAAACUAUUUUCGUUUAUGUAAAUCACAAUCGUCGGUGUGAUGAAAUAUAAAACGAUCUCUAGGCGACGGUUCAAGGUUGAGCGACCUCCCUCCGCCGAGGCUACCACCGUAUCACACCACACUAAAGAAAGAGGAAAAACAUUUCCUGGUUCUGCUUCAGGAUGUAAUGGGGUUCUGGCCCCGCCCCCUCAGGCCCCCCCUGAUGAGAACUAACGUCAUGUGCGAUGUAAUGGUUCAUUCUUCAGAUCCAAGUCCGAAGUUUUGUCUCUCAGAACUAAAAAAAAACUAAGAUUCAGGGUUCAAUUGCAUUUUUUUAAAUCUGUAAAUAUGAACGUCCUCGAGCUGAAACCAGGUGCUACGUUGUUCGUUAGCGUCUCUUUAGUUUUCCGAGGUUUGUUUCCAGAGUUCGGAGAAAACAAGGUACUGAGGCGUCAUAGCUGCUGGACGCAGGCGCUCCGGGUCAAAAUGGCCGACCGAGCUGCUGCUGCAGAUCGUGAGGAUGAUGAUGUCCGAUUAAAGACUUUUUAUGAAACACUGUGACUCAGAACGAGGUUUAAAAUGAGCCCCCCGCCCCCCCAGCAGCAGUAUUUUCCAACUUCCUCUUUCUUCAGGAUCCGUUCGGACGUUGAAGUCGCAGUUUUCACACCGCUUGAGACAGUAGUUUUUAAUUCUCUUUUCAGAGUGAACGAUUGCUUUUUAUUCUUUCAUUUCAACAAACGUCUUUUGUCCUGGAUCCUCAGAGACCCUCGAAGAUCCUCAAUGACCCUCGGAGAUCCUCAAUGACCCUCGGGGAUCCUCAGAGACCUAUAAUGACCCUCAGAGAUCCUCAAUGACCCUCGGGGAUCCUUAGAGACCUAUAAAGAUCCUCGGGGAUCCUCAAUGACCCUCGGGGAUCCUUAGAGACCUAUAAAGAUCCUCGGGGAUCCUCAAUGACCCUCAGAGAUCCUCAGAGACUUAUAAAGAUCCUCGGGGAUCCUCAAUGACCCUCAGAGAUCCUCAAUGACCCUCUGGGAUCCUUAGAGACCUAUAAAGAUCCUCGGGGAUCCUCAAUGACCCUCGGGGAUCCUUAGAGACCUAUAAAGAUCCUCGGGGAUCCUCAAUGACCCUCGGGGAUCCUUAGAGACCUAUAAAGAUCCUCGGGGAUCCUCAAUGACCCUCUGGGAUCCUCAGAGACUUAUAAAGAUCCUCAGAGACCUAUAAUGACCCUCAAGAUUCUCAAUGACCCUCGGGGAUCCUCAGAGACCUAUAAUGACCCUCAGAGAUCCUCAAUGACCCUCAGAGAUCCUCAAUGACCCUCGGGGAUCCUCAGAGACCUAUAAUGACCCUCAGAGAUCCUCAAUGACCCUCAGAGAUCCUCAAUGACCCUCGGAGAUCCUCAGAGACUUAUAAAGAUCCUCGGGGAUCCGCCUCUGAAGGAAAAACAAUGAACUGGAUCUGAUUUUGACUUUUGCAUCCAAAGGCUUCUGGAAACAUUCGACGUGGCGAUGCGACGCCCGGCCUAUGAUAAAAGAAUAAAAGUCUGAACCACAA
This is a messenger RNA of Scophthalmus maximus (turbot), 4846 nucleotides long. Its product is annotated as phosphatidylinositol 3-kinase regulatory subunit alpha-like. Gene Ontology annotation, cellular component: phosphatidylinositol 3-kinase complex. Gene Ontology annotation, biological process: insulin receptor signaling pathway; phosphatidylinositol phosphate biosynthetic process. Gene Ontology annotation, molecular function: 1-phosphatidylinositol-3-kinase regulator activity; protein binding. Lineage: Eukaryota; Metazoa; Chordata; Actinopteri; Pleuronectiformes; Scophthalmidae. The transcript is spliced from 17 exons. Bases 531 to 2684 code for a protein of 717 amino acids. The record is from RefSeq and is a predicted model, not a curated record.